CAGCGGCCGGGGCCGGGUGUUUGCAUACAAAGGCGGCUGCACGCGCGCGCACGAACGUUCCUGAGUCCUCUUGGUUCAGACGAUGAAUUACGUAGGGCAGUUGGCCGGCCAGGUGUUUGUGACGGUGAAGGAGCUCUACAAGGGACUGAACCCUGCCACGCUGUCAGGAUGCAUCGACAUCAUUGUUGUCCGCCAGCCCAAUGGCAGUCUGCAGUGCUCCCCGUUCCACGUCCGCUUCGGGAAGAUGGGUGUCCUACGCUCCCGAGAGAAAGUGGUGGACAUAGAAAUCAAUGGGGAGUCUGUGGAUUUGCACAUGAAGUUGGGAGACAACGGAGAAGCAUUUUUUGUUCAAGAGACUGACAAUGAUCAGGAAGUCAUCCCCAUGUACCUAGCCACGUCCCCCAUCCUGUCAGAAGGAGCUUCGAGAAUGGAAAGCCAGCUGAAAAGGAACUCUGUGGACAGAAUCCGGGGCCUGGAUCCCACUUCAGCCGCCCAGGGCCUGCCUCCCAGCGACACCCCAUCCACUGGUUCUCUGGGGAAGAAGAGAAGGAAAAGGAGGAGGAAGGUCCAUUUGGACAAUCUCAAAAGAGACGACAAUGUCAACACAUCUGAGGAUGAGGACAUGUUUCCCAUAGAGAUGAGCUCGGAUGAGGACACAGCACCGAUGGAUGGGAGCAGAGCUCUUCCUAAUGAUGUACCACCAUUCCAAGAUGAUAUUCCUAAGGAAAACCUCCCCUCGAUUUCAACAUAUCCCCAGUCAGCAUCGUACCCCAAUUCAGACAGAGAGUGGUCCCCCAGCCCCAGUCCUUCAGGCUCCCGGCCCUCAACACCAAAAAGUGAUUCUGAGCUGGUCAGUAAGUCUGCAGACAGAUUGAUGCCAAAGAAUAACCUGGAAAUGCUCUGGUUAUGGGGUGAAUUGCCACAGGCUGCAAAGCCAUCAUCUCCGCACAAGAUGAAAGACUCCAGCCCCUUAGGAGGUCGGAAGAUGGCUGAUAAAAUCCACUUCCAGACCAUUCACAGCGAGUCUUCAGACACUUUCAGUGACCAGUCCCCAACAAUGGCCCGGGGGCUGCUCAUCCACCAGAGCAAGGCUCAGACGGAAAUGCAGUUUGUGAAUGAGGAGGACCUUGAGGCCUUGGGGGCCGCAGCCCCACCUUUGUCUGUGGCCGAAGAGCUCAAGGCCCCAGCCUCCAGCACAGCACAGACAUCAAGCAAGUCAGAUUCCCCUUCCAGAAAAAAAGAUAAACGAAGCCGGCACCUCGGAGCUGACGGCGUUUAUCUGGAUGACCUCACAGACAUGGAUCCGGAAGUGGCUGCCCUGUAUUUCCCCAAGAAUGGGGAUCCCGGUGGGCUUCCCAAACAAGCAAGUGACAACGGAGCCAGGUCAGCCAACCAGUCCCCACAGUCGGUGGGUAGCUCGGGCAUUGACAGCGGCGUGGAGAGCACCUCCGACAGCCUGAGGGACCUGCCGUCCAUCGCCAUCUCCCUCUGCGGUGGCCUCAGUGACCACAGAGAGAUCACCAAAGAUGCAUUUUUGGAACAAGCCGUGUCAUAUCAGCAAUUUGCCGACAACCCUGCUAUCAUUGAUGAUCCCAACCUCGUGGUCAAGAUUGGUAAUAAGUACUACAACUGGACAACAGCAGCUCCUCUACUUCUGGCAAUGCAGGCUUUCCAGAAACCUUUGCCAAAGUCUUCGUGCCUCAGUUACCUCCACGUGAUUUUGGACGCCAUUAGGUUUUGCCUUUCUAAAAUUUUCAGCCCACCCACAGCCACUGUGGAAUCCAUCAUGAGAGAUAAGAUGCCCAAAAAGGGAGGGAGAUGGUGGUUUUCCUGGAGAGGAAGAAACGCCACAAUCAAAGAGGAGAGCAAGCCUGAGCAAGGCCUGCCUGGGAAGGGCCACAAUACCGGAGAGCAGCCUGCACAGCUUGGCCUGACCACCAGAAUAAAGCAUGAGUCAUCCUCUAGUGAUGAAGAGCACUCAGCUACCAAGCCAUCGAGCUCGAGCCACCUCUCUCUCUUGUCCAAUGUCAGCUACAAAAAGACCCUGCGGCUCACGUCGGAGCAGCUGAAAAGCUUGAAGUUGAAGAAUGGCCCCAAUGAUGUGGUGUUCAGUGUCACUACCCAGUACCAGGGCACCUGUCGCUGUGAGGGCACCAUCUACCUGUGGAAUUGGGAUGACAAAGUCAUCAUCUCAGAUAUCGAUGGUACCAUCACAAGAUCUGAUACUCUUGGUCACAUAUUGCCCACGCUGGGAAAGGAUUGGACUCACCAGGGCAUCGCAAAGCUGUAUCACAAAGUAAGCCAGAAUGGCUACAAGUUUCUCUAUUGUUCUGCACGUGCCAUUGGGAUGGCAGACAUGACGAGGGGCUAUCUGCACUGGGUCAACGAGAGGGGCACAGUGCUGCCACAGGGGCCGCUUCUGCUCAGCCCCAGCAGCCUCUUCUCCGCCUUGCACAGAGAAGUGAUUGAAAAGAAGCCAGAAAAGUUCAAAGUCCAGUGUUUGACAGACAUCAAAAACCUGUUUUUCCCAAACACAGAGCCCUUCUAUGCUGCUUUUGGGAACCGGCCUGCCGAUGUGUAUUCCUACAAGCAAGUGGGAGUGUCCCUGAAUAGAAUCUUCACCGUCAACCCCAAGGGUGAGCUGGUGCAGGAGCAUGCCAAGACCAACAUCAGCUCGUAUGUGCGGCUCUGCGAAGUGGUCGACCACGUCUUCCCCUUGCUGAAGAGAAGCCAUUCCUGUGACUUCCCCUGUUCAGACACUUUCAGUAACUUCACCUUUUGGAGAGAGCCACUGCCACCCUUUGAAAACCAGGACCUGCAUUCAGCCUCAGCUUGAUUCGACCCAGCAUUAAAGGAUAGGUUGUGGGGACCCUGGAGCUGCUGGGAAGGCUGAUAUGUGGCCAUCCGCCUGAGAGAAGCAUUUCUCCCUCAACUCGCUCGCCCCAGGGUGGCACUUCUAAGCAUGGAGGGCGGAGAGGCUGCAUCUCAUCCCAUAGGCGUCAAGAGGAUUGGGUGCAUUAGCAGUGUGCAAAGCAGCCCUGUCUGGGUUUAGCACACAUCAUCUUGCACCCUCCAGUCCAGUCUGCUCCAGCAGUUAGUUAAUGUGCAAUAUGGGCGAUGGCCCCUUAGCAGAAGCGGCAGGCCACCUGAGAGCUGUCUCAGUAUCACUGUGCCCCAUCCCCUGGAACUCUGAUGUGCACAGUUAUUGGUAGCAUAAGGGGCACAUUUCCACGACGGUGACAUCCAUGACACUUUCCGCACAUAGGGAAGGCUGUGUCCCGAGCCUUAGUGAAGGGAACAUGGGCCUCGCUGGCUCUCAGCCCUGGCCUUGGCUUUGACUUUUUAGACGUUCCCUCGCAGUAUUGCUGGCUUAGUCUCACUUUAGCUGAUAAGCUCUUAAGUUGCUUUGGUUAAAGGUGGCCUGUGACGCAGCUGCAUCUCCCCAUUCCUCAUAGCUCAAUGCUGGGCUAUGUCUGCCUUAACGCAUCUGCAGCAGGCAUGUACUUAGCGUGCACUGUCUAGCUCUCCGUAACUGCAAUGCCUUACCUUACUGUGGGGAGUCCCCGAGGCAGCGUCCGCGACAUCUCAGCACCUCCUGCGUCCUGCUACCCAGCAAGGAGGCGCCACUAGUGUGGACUCGAGCAGCAUUUACGCCAAACGAGAAGGAGGCCGCUAAAGAAACUGGCUGUUUUUUUAAGAAACAUAGUUUCCGGAAGUUAAAUUAUUUUCUUUGCAGAUAAUAUUUAUUACUUUACUGUCCCUGGGCUGCUGUUGUGAGCAUCCUAGCCAGAGCCGUAGGAUUACGGCUGUUAUGAAUGCAUUAAAAGUCAAGUGUGCUAGACAAUCCAAAGAGCCUUGUUCUGUGGAUGCCACACUGAUCUGGAACCUCCCCUUCACUAACUUUUCUUAGUUUUUUUUUUUCCCCCACGCAGUCUAAGGGAAAGAAAAAAACUGUAGUAAUUUGAGCAAUGUUCUUUAAGCGGAUAGAGGGUAGCUGUGAACUGUCUCAGAACAAUGUGAAAAAUGAAACAAGUAUUUUGGUAAAAGAUUUUGCUUUACUUUGAAAGUAUUAUUUUUUUAAACGGUGAUUUACUCCAGAGACUGAAAGACCUUUCUAUUUAAAUUUCGUUGUUAGAGUCAGAGGAGCAAAAAAAGAAAAAAAAAAGGAUAGAAAGAAGAGUUAAAAAGGACAAAAAGGAGCAGGAUGGACUGUUACUCUUUCUGUGAAAGGAAACCUAGAGUCCUUGCCAUUGUAGUCACUGGGCUCUGUUAAGGUCGGAUGUGGCCUACCAUAAUUCACAGGAACGGCCACUGAAAGGCAGCUGCCAUCCACUGCGGGUGUCCACUGACGGAGAAACUCAGACCUGAGUGUGUGGCUCCCUCUAGGUGUCCCACAAGUCAUGAAGCACAGUUCUGCUGUAGGGAGCUCCUGGCUUCUUGUUUACUGACCUUUAGAGGCCACAGUGGGUUGGUUUUGUGUGUAUUUUGAUUGCUGUGGACUGUGUAUGAGCUCAUCAGCCUGCAGAGAGGUUCAAGGCCCUCUCCCUCAUGCCCAGGGGAAGCUUUGGAAUCUCUUCAAGUGCCCUCCGCAGCCAGAUGUCCAGGUAGCUUUCUGUCAGCAUGCUACGACUGGAGCCAGAGUCUCUGUAACCAAGGCUGGUCUGCAGUGCACCAUCUCAGAAUGCAGCAGUCCUUCCACUUGACUUGGGAACCUAGUUCUGAUAUACCUUAAACUUCCCCAUCAGUCUACCCUCCAACAGAGCACACCUACCACAAAACCACACUCUACUUUGUGAAGUUCUUUGGGAGCCCUGGACAGGCAGUGAUGCCAACACCUCCUAUGAGGCUCCCUUGUGAAGGCCAAAUGGUAGCUGCACCCAGGUUCUCUCAAGUCACUUAUCUGCAUAUGCACUAAACCCCAGGGGCCCCAAGGUCCAAUGCUGGGAAACUAUAUGGGUGCCAUACAUUUCAGAGUUGCUCAUGGAAAUGAGCGACUCGCUCCGUAGUGACAUGUCCUCAAAUGCCGAUCACACAGAUGGAGGCGAACUCACCUGGCACACUGCAGAGACAGGCUUCUGUCGUCACAGACACGUCCCCUUUGGACUUCAGGUUCAGAUCACUACUUCAGUAUAUUUUAUUUACAACGUUGGCUGUGUGUUUGCAAAUGCCGGUGUGAUGACGGAAAAGAAAUCAAUGUAAUAUUUUAUUGCGUUGUGCUUGAUGCAGAGCUAGAAAUUUCUGUAAUAAACAAGAUGAGUGAACGACUUCC
Rattus rattus (black rat) is the source of this 5269-nucleotide messenger RNA. RefSeq names its product lipin 1 (gene Lpin1). The record is from RefSeq and is a predicted model, not a curated record. Gene Ontology annotation, molecular function: phosphatidate phosphatase activity; transcription coactivator activity. Gene Ontology annotation, cellular component: mitochondrial outer membrane; nucleus. Gene Ontology annotation, biological process: fatty acid catabolic process; cellular response to insulin stimulus; triglyceride biosynthetic process. The transcript is spliced from 21 exons. NCBI's taxonomy places the organism in Eukaryota, Metazoa, Chordata, Mammalia, Rodentia, Muridae. The coding region runs from base 83 to 2836 and encodes 917 amino acids.